Molecule: messenger RNA, 11450 nt
Organism: Chlamydomonas reinhardtii
Lineage: Eukaryota; Viridiplantae; Chlorophyta; Chlorophyceae; Chlamydomonadales; Chlamydomonadaceae
Exons: 18
Coding region: 207-10196 (3329 amino acids)
Source: RefSeq, a predicted model, not a curated record
CUAUUACCAGCGUUUUCGCGAGCAGAUGGGUCUUACAGGCUCGCCCGUUUUGGUGCAAGUCUGCCAAGUAACUUCUCUUUGACCUAGCAAAUUCUUACACCUUGACACUUUACUUACAAAUGGAGUAGCAAGGCAGCGCGUAAGGCGCUCUUGCGCGUUUGAGCAUUGACCCUUGGACGGCGUAAAGGCCGCUCUCACCAGAAAGAAUGUUUAAGACAUUUCGCAAGACAAGGGAGGAGGAAUUGCAGACUGAAGAGGACCUCGAGUUCUACCAGCCAGAGACUGGCCAAACCAUCGCGCGUGCAAGCUUCAGCCAUGAAGCUUCGGACGCAGAGGAGCAGGCUCAGGGCAGCGGCGGAGCCUGGAUUAAGCGCGGCAGCAUGAGACGCAUUAUGACCAAGCUGGGACGAGGCGAAUCCAUGCUGCAUGGUGUUGGCAGCGGAGCAAGCGGGACAAGCGGCAGCGGUAUGAUAGGGCUUGGGGCUAGCACGGGCGCGGCAGACGGAGCUGGCGCCGGCCCCAGCCUUUUCCAACUGCAACGCGGCAGCGGUGGCAGUGCCGGCGAGGGCGGCGGCGGCGGCGGCAUGGCGGCUCGCGCCUCGCCUACGUCGGGCACAGGCGUGCUCCGAAGCCUGGCGACCAUGUUCCGCAACCCUGGCUCGCCCCGUGGCAGCGGCACGCUGCCCGCCGCCGCCACUCCCCUCUUCGCCGGCGGCGGCGGCGGCUUUCCUGGCCAGGGCGUCGCGGCCAAUGGCGGCGGCGGCGGCGACACUAGGGGCGGCCUUCGCGCCAUCAGCACGCCUGUGGGUGCGCCGCGGCCGGCAGCCGCAGGGCAGAAGCAGCAGAGCCUGACAGGCAACGGCAUGACAACGACGGCGGCGGCGGUCAUGAGCGAGGGCGGCGGCGCCGCCGCCCCUGCUGGCGGCGGCGGCGGUGGCGGCUCGGGGGAUGACGUGGCGGGCGGCGGCAGUGGGUCGGGGAACGACGUGGUGGUCUACAAGGCGACUGAGUUCCUUGUGCCAGUGGAGCUGCGGCAGCGCCUGCUGGCUAGCGCCGCGGCCGCUGGUGGCGGAGCUGGUGGCGGCGGACGAUCCGGAGGCGCUGAAGGAGCAGGGGCAACAGCAGGAGGAGCAGGAGGCGUGCUAGCGCACAGCUUGUCGGUGCCUUCGGCGGAGAUGUCUUCGUCACUGCUGCAGCUGGUGGCGCCGUCUCUCAGCCCCACGGGCAUCGCCGCCGCCCCUGGGCUGGCGGGAGGAGCCGAGGAGCGAACCAGCACGGACGCGCUGCUGGCGCAGCUGCAGCUGCAGAUCGCGGAGCUCAAGCAGGCGCAGGCACGCAACGCCGCGGCAACUGCAGCUGCAGCUGUAGCUGCAGCUGCGGCUGCGUCGGGAGCAGGCCAGGCGCAUGCGCAGCCCCGGCCGAGGGCGCAGGGGCCACACCAGGUGCCGAGCGCGGGCUUUGAGUUUGCCGCGGCAGGGCACUCGACGGAGCGGCCAGCAGCACACACAGCGGGAGCAGCAGCACCAACAGCCGCAGGGCUGCGGACCGCUUCCCGGAAUCAGCUCGGGCCGACAGCAACAGCAGCAGCAGUAACAGCAGCCGGCGGCGCUGGGGGCGGCGGCACAGGUGCUGGCGCUGGGGAGGGGCCGGUGACGGAGCCGGUUGCGCCAGGGGCGGGCUCGGUGGCGGGGGCGGAGGCGGGAAGCAGGAGCACGCUGGCGAAGCUGCGGCGGAGCGUGGAGAUGAUCCGCAUCGCCAUGAUGUUCAAGGGUGCCAAGGGAACAGAGGCGCUGCGAAAGCGCAUGUGGGACACUGACGGCUCGGCGGCAGGGGCCGGCGGCGAGGGCUCGGGCGGCGAGGGCGGCGGCGUGUCUCGGAGCACAGGCUCAAUGCCGGAGCUGUCAAACAUGGAUCUGGUUCCGGGGCGGUUCAAGCGCGGCCGCGUGCGGCGCUCCUCCAUCGACGGGCUGCGUCAGUUCAUGGCUCGGAGCUUCCUGGUGAACCAGGGCCGCCGCAGCUUGGACAGGGAGGAGGCGGCGCGGGCCGGCAGGUGCGGCGGGGAGAGAGGUGGCGGGAUGGGGAACAGGGAGGAGGCGGCGCGGGCCGGCAGGCUACUGUUCGAUGAUGACGAGGAGGAGGAUGAUGUGGGUCAGGCCGAGCCCGCGCCCCAGCCCGACAUAGAGCCGGGCCUGCCCGCGCCGCCCCUGCCGCGCGCCUCCUACGAAUACAUCGCGGAGCGGGCUUCGGGGCAGCCACUGCCGUGGAGCGCUCAGAGCAGCCGGGCGUCUUCGAUGGACGGCGGCGAGCAUGCAGGCGCAGCCGGAUCCGGAUCUGAGUGUGCUUCCGGAGGCAUCGGAUCUGGAUCCGGAGACGUUGUUGGAUCCGGGGAGGGCGGCCCGCAGGCUCAUUCACAAGUGCCGGCGUCGGAGGCUUCCUCGCACCCACACCAGAACCAGCACCAGCACCCUCAAAACCAGCUCCACCAAACCCAUCACCACAGCCAGCACCCACACCAGCACCCACACCAGCACAAUCAGCACCACCUCUUGCACCACCGCGAGCCUCAGCCCUCCCGCUUCGCGCCACCCCGGAGCGGCGGCGGGGCAGCCGCCGCCGCCGCCUCUGGCGCUGGCGCCGCCACCGUCGCUGGCGCUCCCGCUGGCGCCCCCCUCGGCACCGCCAGCGGCAGCUCACCUGCUGCGCCCGCACCCGCACCCGCACCAGCACCAGGCGCCCUGAUGCCCCUACCAGGUAUGCCCGCCGGCGCCGUCGGGGCACUUACACAACCGCCGCCUCCACACCAACAGCAGCAACCACAGCACGCACAGCACGCACAGCCCACUGCGGCGGCGGCUGGGCUAUCGCUGGGCGGCGGCGGCGGCGGCGGCGGCGGCGGCGCGGGGGCCUCCACGUCUGCUGCGUCUCACCGGCGGUCUGUGGAGAUCGACACCAUCAACCCGCUCAGCAGUGAUGCCGACAUCGAGGAGCUGCUGCAGGUGGUCGGCCGGAACAACAGUGUGGGUGGCGGCGGCGGCGGCAGUGGGUCCAUGCAGCGGCAGCGGCGGGGCCCCUCCGGCGGCACAGCCAGCGGCGGCGGCGGGCGCAUUGUUGUCAGGGCGCGGGGUGGCAGCAGUGGCGGCGGCGGCAUGGCCCUGGACGUCGACAUGCAGGCGCCCGCAGAGGUCUGCCCCAUUGAGCCCUCGCCUCCCGGGUCCGCCCGCGGCAGCGGACUCGUGGCCCCCUCCCAGCAGCAGCCCUCGCCGCCGCAGCCCUCGCCUCACGCCACCCAGCAGCCUUCUCCACAACAACCCCUACGCACACAGCCCUUGCACACACAGCCCGCGGCGGCGGCUGCGGCGGCUGCGGCGGCGGCGGCGGCGGCAUCGCCGCGCUCGCCGGCAACGGCAACGGCGCCGCCAUCCACGCCCGCCGCCAGCCCGGCGGCGGCGGCGGCGGCAUCGCCUGGAAUCACCCGUACCGUGCAGAUGCUGCUGUCCAAACUGAACUCGCUGCCGCCCGGCCUACGAACCGACAUCAUCAUACAAUUGGCUGCCCAGCCCGAGAUGCACGGACUGCUGCAUGUGACAAUCGCAGCUCCAGCUACAGCCGCCUCCGCAACCAGUGCGACUGCUACAGCCUCGCCUGCAUCGUCGCAAUCGACUCAGGGUCUGGGCUUCGGCACACCGGCUGCUACAGCCGCCGCCGCCGCUGCCGCCGGGUCUCCAUUGGCCUCAGCAGCUGCUCGCAGCCCCGCGGCGGGAUACGGCAGCGGCGGCGUCGGAGGUGGCGGCGCCAACGGUCCGGUGGUUGGACUGGUGCGGCCAACCGCAACCGUAACCGCAACUGCCGCAGGCUCCUACUUGGGGGUCGGGCCCUCGCUGCCGACCGUGCCGGAGCUGUCGACCAGCUCCCAGGAAUUGGUUGAGACGGCAACCGCUAGCCGCAACCACCAACCGCUCCAGCGUGCAACCACCAUGUUCAGCACCAUUGGCGGCGGCGGCGGCGGUGCGCCCAUUGGCAUCGGCGGCGGCGGCGGCGGCUCGGCAUGGUCUGGCUCGCUCGGCUCCUUCCCCAUUGCGUUGCAGCGCUCGCCGACCGGCGACUUCCGUACGUCGCCGUACAACCCCUCCUCCCUCCGCGCGGCCCUUGCAGCCUUCGACAUCGUCCCUGCCGCAGGCGCGGUCGGCGGCGCCGUCAGCAGCAGCGGCGGCGGCGCCACCAACGCCUCGGUCGCGACGUUCACCACCGCCGGCGGCCCCGUCAGCCCCGUCCCCAGCGCCGUCAGCGGUUCCGGCCUCAGCUUUGGUGCCUUUGGCCUCGGCGGCGGCGGCGGCGGCGGCGGCGGCAGUAGCAGCUUCGGACUGCACCCAAUGCUGCAGCCGUCGCCGUCCAUGCCACACGCCAGCGGCUUUGCUACAGCCGGAGCAGGUGCCGACGCGGCGAUGCUACAGCCGCAGCUACUUCAGCGCGCAGCCACUUCCGCCCGCGGCGCCUCGGACGCGGGCAACGGAAGCGGCAUGGGUUUGGGUGCGGAUGGCUCGCGAACGGGCCGCCGCCUCUCCAGUCGCAAGCACCUGCAGCCUUCAGAUGCCUUCCUCUCGGGCCUCACCCCCGCCUCCGCCAGUGCUACAGCCAUGGCUGGCGGCGGCGGCGCGCCGCCGCCGCCGCCGCCGCUGCCGCAGCGCUACAGCCACAGCGGAGCGCCGGUGUCGCUGGCGCCGCCACCGCCGCAGCAGCAGCAGCGCACCAGCUUCGCUGGCCUGCCGAACGCGGCAUUCCACAGCGUGGGCGGCGGCGGCGGCGGCGGCGGUGCCGCUGGCGGCGACGUCACCGGCGGCUGGCUUGAGGCGGAGGCGGUGGGGGCGCUUGUUGCUGGAGCGGCGGCGGCGGUGGAUGGCGGUACGGUCUUGACUAGCGGCCAGAACGCAAUGUCGCUUCUAGCGACGCCGUCGUUUGGGCGCAGCCUCUCGUUUGGGGUGGCGUCGCUGGCGGCGCCCGACGUGGCGGCGGCGGCGGGCGCCGCCGCCGCCAGUCGGGGCCUGAGGUACCGUCCAUCCCGCAAGAACAUGUACGAACCAUCGGGGGAGGAGGUAACGCUCGUGCAUAGCACCAGCAGCAGUCUCACGGCGGCGGCGGCGACGGCUGUGGACGGCGUGGGGGCCGCUUCAGCUGGCGGCGGCGGCGGCGGCGGUGGCGGUGGCGUGCAGCCGCUGUGGCCCAUCCGGGAAGUUGGUGCCGAAGUGGACGCGAGCUCGCCUCGUGAGGGUGCCGCGGCGUCUGGUGCUACUGCUGCCGCUGCUACCGCGGUGGUCGUGCGUAAGGCGGCGGCGGCGGCGGCGGUUGGUGGUGACGCGCUGCUGGAAAGGCUCGCCGCGGAAGCACCAGGAGCAGGGGCUCCGGCAGUGGCUGUAGCAGCAAGCAGGGGAAGCGCUCCUCGUGUUGGCGGUGGUGCGGCGCCGCCGCCCGCGGCAGUAGCCGCGGCGGCAGGCAGUAGUGCUACAGCCGGUGGCGGCGUUGCGAGCGUGGGGGCAGGGAUUGGUGCAGGCGGGGUUGAUGUCGAUGUCGGGGGCGGCCGGACCUCUGACGCGUUGGCACAGGCGCGGCGGCAGAUACAGGAGCUGCAGCAGCGCAAGAGCAGGCUGCAGCUGAUGCAGCACGAAAGCGCGGCGGGCGCUGGCAGUGGGAACUCUGCUGCUGCUUCUGCUACUGCCGCGUCAACGUCGGCAGCAGUAGCAGCCGGCACGGCAGCAGGCGCCCGGUCUUCAGAGAUCUCUGCGUUCGCGGCGCCUGGCGGCUCCGCUGCCGCGGCUGUAGCAACCGCCGCCAGCCCCAGCUACAGCUCCCCAGCCGGCGGCGCCGGCCUGGCAGUGAGCGUUUCCGGCGGCGGCGGCGCCGCGGCGGCGGCGGGGUCCGACGGGGACAGUGUCCAGUGGGACAAGUACGGCCUACCGCCUGGGUCGCCGGCGCGGGCCCGGUCGGGGGCUUCGCAGCAGGUGGCGCCGUCGUCACCGUCAGCCCGGCUGGUGGCGGCGGUACUGCGGCCUUUCAGGUCACCUUCCCGCACCGGCUCCCCCGCGGCCUCGCCGCGCCACUCCCUCAGCCCCCCGACCCAGCGCACAGCCGCCUCCUCCACAGGCCGCGGCGCAGCCGCUGCCUCCACCCCCGACGGCGGCGCCAGCCCCCUUGCCGGUAGCACCCCCUCGGUGCAGUGGAGUAAGUACGGCAUUGCCUCGCCACGUGCCAACCGCCAGACCGCGCCCGCCGCCGCCACCGCUUCACCCACUACUGCCGCCGCCGCCACCACUUCACCCACUACUGCCGCCGCCGCUGCUGCCGGUACUGCUACUGCCGCAAACGGCAGUACCAAAUUCGCGUCAGCUUCGACGGAAGGCAUGGGCCCCGCGGCGGCAUCGGGCCCCGCGGCGGCAUCAGCGCUGUCGCCUGCGGUCACGCCGCGAGCGUUCACGAGCGGCAUUCCAACUGCGAGCAGCGGCGGCGGUGGUGGUGGUGGUGCUGGCGUUGCCGCAGGUCUGACUCCGGGUCGGUCGCCGAGCUCGCGGAUACCGGCGGCACCGGGCACAGCCGCUGCGGCCGCUGCACCAGCACCAGCACCAGGACCAGCGCCAGCGUCAGCGCCAGCGCUAGUACCGGCGCCAGCGCCAGCAACAGCAACAGCAGCAGCGCCGGGCAGCAGCCGUGGUGGCAGCGCCGCAGGCAUGGGCAUUGCCCCAUCGCCACAGACUCAGCCGCCGCCAUUGGCGGCGCCAGAGGUGACGGUGGCGGCGGGUCCCACGACGGCGGCGGCGGCGGCGCUGGCGGCGGCGCGGCGGCAGCUGGACGAGCUGAAGCGCUUGAAGGACGAGCGGCGGCGGCGCCAGCUGCUGCUGCAGGAUCAGCAGCAGAGCCAGCAGCACGAUCAGCAACAGGGACGCCGCAGCAAAGACGAAGCGGACAGUGCGGCGGUAAACCUGUCCUUCUCCUUGGGAGGCGCCGCCGCAGCAGCAGCCGCCGCCGACCACCACAGCGUUGCCGCGGACCGCCGCCAAGCGGCUACGGCUACGGCUACUGCUGCUGGUGUUGGUGCGUCGCCUGCUGCUGGUGUUGGUGCGGCUGCGGCUCCUGCUACUCCUAAUGCUGCUGGUGUUGGUUCGGCUACUGCUACUGCUGCUCGUGUUGGUGCGGCUACUGCUGCUGCUGCUGGUGCUGGUGCUGGUGCGGCUGCGGCACGAGCAGGUGGCAGCGCUGCGGCCCGCGGCAGCCCGGCGACGGCGCUGCACCUCCCCCUCCCUCCACAGUUCGCCCUUGGCACCAACUACCACAAACAACCCAGCAACAACCACCACAACAGCACCGGCGGCGGCGGCAGCGCCGGCAGCAGCGUCGACUUUAGCGUCGGCGCGGACGCGGACCUCGCCGGCGCCUCAUCACCGCAGCCUCUGCAUGGCAUGGAGCCGACUGCGGCGGCGGCGGCGACGGCGACGGCGGCGGCGGCGGCUACUCGAGCAGCGGUGCCUCGGCCGCGGCCGCCGCCGCCGCUGGUCGUAGGCGCCCCCGCCGGCAGUGUUGGCAGGUCCGCCAACACGCCGCCUCUAGCGCUGCCGCUGGGGCCGCCGCCGCCGCCGCUGGUGCUAGGCGCCGCCGCCGCCACGGCAGCAGCUGCUGAAGCCGCCAGCGGCGGCGUGUCGGCGGACCUGCCAACGCUGCCGGCGGAGCCGUCGUCCAUUGUGACGACGCACAGCGGCGGCGUGCAAUGGGAGCGAUACGGCCUGCCGCCGGGCUCGCCGUCGGCGCAGCAGCGCGCGGCGGCGGCCGCCACCGCCAACGGCUCGUUCUCAGGAUCCGCGGCGCCGUCAUCGCCGCGGCUGCGGCUGGCGGCCUUGAUGAGGCCGCUGUGGGACUCCUUCUCGCGCUCACGCAACGCCUCGCCGGCGGCCUCGCCGCGCGCGACCACGGACACCGGCGCGGCACCGUUUGUUCCGCGGCCUGUGGCGGCAGCUUCCGUGGUGGAGCCCCCUGCGCCUGAGCCCACUGCAUCUGCGGGUGUUUUUAAAUCGGAGGAUGGCACGCUAAUGGGGGUUGCCUCAAGCGCUGGCUCCAUUGCCGGCGCGCCGGUGAGCGCCGGCAGCCGGUCCGUCAGCGGCGGCGGCGGCGGCGGCGCGCCUGCUGCAGCUGGACCUGCUGCCGCCGCUGCUACAGCUGGUUCCGGUGCUGCCGCUACUACGGCUUUGGGUGACGGCACUGACCAGCAGCAGCAGCAGCAGCAGCAGGAGCUGCAGCUGCAAGGUCACAGCUCUGGCAGCGUGCAGUGGGACAAGUGGGGCCUGCCUGCCGGCGGCCACAGCAGCGCUCCCGGCUCUCCCAAACCCACACGCGGCCUCCGCGGCGGCGCCGCAGCCUCGCGGCAACAGGAGGCGGGAGCCGCACCCGACUCGCCCUCCGCAUCCUCCGUCCGCGCCGCCGUCGCCGCCAGCUCCUUUGUGGGAAGGAUUGGCAGCCUUUUGUCGCCGUCACGCCUCCGCCGCGGCUCCACUGGCGGCGGCGCCGGCGCUGUUGGGUCGUCUGGGCUGUCGGGCUCACCGCUGGCGUCGCCUCGUGCCUCGCCUGCGGUGCACUGGGAGAAGUACGGCCUACCGGCGUCGCUGCGUGCGUCGGGGCCGCCUGCUACAGCCACUGCUACAGCCGCUGCUAAUGCUGCUGAUGCUGCGGACGCCGCCACCAUCACCACCACCGCCGCCCCCGCCGCGGCCGUGGACGGCAUGGUAACCACACGGCUCCGCCUGGGUAGCAUCGGCAGUGGAGGUCGCACCAUGGGCAGGGCUUUGCCGGAGCCGCUGGCGGCUUCCGCGGCUGCAGCGCAGUCUGCCACCGCCGGCCAUGCUGCUGAGGCCGCAGCAGCAGCGGCCGCAUGGCAGGGGGCAUCUGGUCAAGUCGGCGGCGCCGCCAACGAAGAUGACGACGAGGAGGCGGCGGCUCAGAUGUUGGCUCAGCUCCAGCACCUGGCCGAGUUGCAGGCGCAGCUGCAGGAGCUGCAUCAGGCGCAGGAGGCGGAGGAGCAGCGGGAGAGGGAGCAGAGGGAGCGGGCGCAACAGCAGCAAGGCCAGGAGCAGCAGCAAGGCCAGGAGCAGUGGCAGCACGUGCAGCAGGAGCAGCAGCAGGAGCCGGAGGCGCGCCAGCAAGGGCAGGAACAGCAGCAGAUUGCUGCGGCGCAGCACGCGCUGCUGUCACGCCAGGAGCAGGAGCGGCUGUUGACGGCUCGUCAGGCGCAGGCACAGGCACGGCAGCACCUGCUGCAGCAGCAGGGUCAGCAGCAACAGCAGGGGCGGCAACAGGGGCAGCACGGCUCGCCUCUACCCCACGGCGCGCCCCGCUCUCCCGCAUUCAGCCACCACCACCACCACCACGACCAUCACCACCAUCAAGGACCCGGCCAGGAGACGUCGCACGAGCACACGCCACGCAGGCGGCGCACGCGCGAGCUGCUGCCAGCAACGGACCAAGUGGUGGAGCGGGCGGCUCGUGCGUGGGGCGAGGCCGAGGUGAUCGAGGUGCCGCAGCCCGACCUGACCUCCUGGCAGCCCCUGCCCGUGGCGGUGCCCGUGGCGGGCACCCCCGACGACUCCGCCGGCGGCGGCUACGGAGCCGGCAGCUUGUACGGCGGCAGCGGUUGCGGUGACCGGUACGGCAACGAUGGCGGUUACGGCAGCGGUUACAGCGGGUACGGCUCGCCGGCGGUGCAGAACUUGCAGGGUUUGCAGCCGCAUGGGCAGGUGGCGUCCCCGGGGAGCAGCCUGGAAAUGCGGGCGGCAGCCGGGCAGCACCUAGCCAGUGCUGGGCAGCCGCCCGCAAUGUCUCCUGGGUACGGCACUAGGGUGCCAAACCAGCUGUUCGCAGCCACCACCGCCAGGCCCUCGGAUGGCGGGCUGGCGUUGCCAGGCGGUUUCGGCGCCGGUGCAACAGCCGGCGCCGGUGCUGGGUCGCCGUAUGCUCGUGGGCCGCUGAGCAGCCCGCACGGGCUGCUGGCGUCGCCGCAGCACCAGCAACAGUACCAGGAGCAGCAGCAGCAGGAGUACGGCAGUGGCGGCGGCGGCGUGUCGCCGCAGCUGUUGCGGCAGCUGGCGGAUGGCAGUUGUGCAGUGAGCCGGGCAAACAUGUUGUCGCAUCCGGUGCAGCUGGAUAGCGACUGGGAGCCCUCAUGAGGAGGAUCUCAGGAUUGCGAAUGAGCAUGUGAGCAUGAGUGGUUGGAUGCAAGAACGGAAAACAAAUGUGUGAGAGGAAGUAGAGAGAUGGCUGUGAUGAGGUCUGGGGUGAGGGAAGGGAGCGGUGUGUUGGGCGAUUCCGUGCACGGAGAGGCCCCGUUAUAAACUUUAUGCCGGCACGGUCGUUAAGCCGUGAGAAAUAAGUCCACAUCUUGCAGCGUGGCAAUACGGUAUCAUGGAGUCCAGUAUUUACCUUGUGUGCGCGGAGCGAGGCCCGGUUGGGGGUCGGGAGGACUUACGGUAAUAAGAAGCAAUUACGCUAGUCCCUUAACGUGCUGGGCAUCAAGGCCCGGUGUGAAGGGCUACGGGUGCUGUUGGCAUGGGGGUGUUAACACAAUCGCAAUAAUGACACCGGUAGCUUUCCCGUGAGGCCGCGUUUCGCACUGACAUUCGGGGAUGCGCGCGCUUCGCGACCAAACCCAUGCACCCAAGCCAUUGUUGUUGACUGGCUCCGGCUCUGGUUUUAUGCGCGCGUCCUGAAUCCUGACUUGUUUCGAACCCGCAUGACAAAUGUUGUAUAUUCGGACUGCUUGUAGCCCCAACUGCGGUAGCUCUGGCCACGCCCUCACAAUCUCAGACGGGCUUUUGCAUUACUUGCAUAGCACCAUACGUACAAUCUAGCCACUGGCACAUGACCCGUGAGCCUUCGGCUGGGCCUCUGCGUGGCUUGGAUACAUGGCCCCUAUCUGUCGCUCGAGGUUUGACAUUGGCACAUGGCACACAGUGAGGAUUGUUGCGUAAACAAAGUGAAUGGGAGACGCAAGCAAACAAGGUAGGUUUAUGGGGUGCCGGCCUCGAGCGGGUUGGGUUUUUGACGGCGGGCACGAGGCGGGCCUGUCUGCUUGUGUGUGACACCGACAACGUGUAUGACGACUUUGCAGCUGUGCCUUCAAUCGUGCACAUGUUGCACGCAUGAAGCAAUCAGGGUUUGCACUAUUCAUGCGCUGUGAUUGUGCUUGCUUUGUCUGUUGGGGUGUGGACUUCGGAGGAAGGUGAAGGGAGCCAGGGGUGGAGGGAGGUCAGAACCUGAGCAGCUGUGGUGUUCGGGCCUAGAGGAUGCCGUGAAAGGUGAGGGACACACGGUAGUGUUGUGAAUUGGGCCAAGUCAGGCAAGUGGGCAAGAGGAAGACGUCCUGCGGGAGGGGGGAGGGGGCAGCAUGGGCAGGGGGGGGGUAGGAAACAAAGUGCCAGACC